Molecule: messenger RNA, 502 nt
Organism: Cylicocyclus nassatus
Lineage: Eukaryota; Metazoa; Nematoda; Chromadorea; Rhabditida; Strongylidae
Source: the annotation of a GenBank genome assembly
UGCAACGCUGAAGUCGGUGAAAUAGCAUGGAUUUCGACCCUAAAGAUGACAAAGCAGCUGGGAAACUAGACAAAGCAGAGGUUAAGAAUGUCAGUAAGAAAGAGAAAACUGGUGAAAUGCUUGAAGAAUGCACGGAUCAGGAAUGGGAAACAGGCGCUACUGCAAUGCCAGCGGAAAUGCUAAAUAUUGAGAAGAAGCCAAGUACUGUCAACGUAUUUGUGGCGCCCAAAGAAAAGGGUGAGACUAUUUUGCAGUCAACAUCGAGGCAGGUGGAACGCAUAAAAGGCCUGAAGGACCCUAUACAGCAACUCGUUUAUCGUAUUUUGAAUUUGAUGAUCAGCGAAAGAGAAAACACGCAGCCAACAGUUGACAUUUUGAUAAAGUCUCGCUCUGGUCAGCUACAAGUGAUAAACAUGGAAUAACAUUACUGCUGGACAGUCGGCCAUCGGAACAACGGUCAUAUUAUGCCUUAUGUAAAUAUUCCAAAUAAAUUUCUCAGACC